CGAAAAAAGUCAAAAGAAGAGCUGGAACGGCAUGAUAGGCAUCCAGCAGAGAGCUGGAGCUAGGCCGGAGCUAAAGCUUUCACGGAAAACAGAAUCAUCUGGUAUUGCUGCAGUAUAUGAAAAAAAGCAGGAAAAUUGCAUGGAAGAGAUAUUACAAUUGGUGAAGGAUAAACUGGACGUAGAAAUUAAUCCAUCUUCUGUGGAAAGAUGUUUUAGACUAGUAGGACAUACCGUCAUGGACUCUGAUAGAGAUUUUGCAGCUAAAGAAAAGUCUAUCAGAAAGCACCAACUAAUUUAUACGGUUUAUGAAUAUAUUUCAAGCAAGGCAGAGGCCUGGAAUAAGACACCUAAAUAUGUAACAAGAAUGGCGGAUAAAUUUGUUGAUAUUAAAGAACAUCCAAGAGAACUUGGACUGGUCGAUAGAAAAAAACUACAACUGAUAACAAAUUUUUAUUCAGAGGUGUAA
Messenger RNA from Acanthoscelides obtectus, 466 nucleotides. The record is from the annotation of a GenBank genome assembly. Lineage: Eukaryota; Metazoa; Arthropoda; Insecta; Coleoptera; Chrysomelidae.